AUGAAGGUCUCUGUUGGGGGCCUCGCGGAGCCGCGGCGCCGCCUCCGCGGCGGCUUCGCGGCUGGCGACGGCCGGCUCAUCGCCUCGUGUGGAGAGGCUGGGAUUCGUCAAGCAUGGGGGGGCGCUGGACGCCUGAGCCCCGACGAUCGGGUAGGGGGGCGGCUUCUGAAGUGGGGCGGGGGCCGGCCGACGGUAGGGGAACGGGGGGAGCGUAGGGGUCUGGACGCGGGGGCCAGGAGAAGGACAGGAGGAGGAAGCGGCGGGGCGGGGCGGGGGCUGCGGCUAGGGGCGGCAUAG
Knipowitschia caucasica is the source of this 297-nucleotide messenger RNA. The record is from the annotation of a GenBank genome assembly. Lineage: Eukaryota; Metazoa; Chordata; Actinopteri; Gobiiformes; Gobiidae.